AGUGAUUCUGAUAGUAUUUAUUUGAAUUUACCACAGCUGCACAAAAACAACCAAUAAGAGCUGAGGAGUCUCCAACGCAGAGGCCUUGUGAACCAUUUUUUAAAAAUUUCUGAGCCCACUAGAUGACGCCGUCUGUUAAAAGAAAAAUGCUCAAUGAAUUGCAAUUCAGUGUGCUUUCAACAGUGUUGAGCAAAGAGCGCCAUCUGGUGGUCUCCGAAAAUGCAGACAAUUUUUCACAAGGCUUUAUUUGGACAUCACUACUUGUGUGGCUCUGGAGGAGCUCAGAGUUACCAAGGCUUAAACUUCCAGAAUAUAAAUUUGUAACAGAAAGCCUUCGUUUCAAAGACAUGUGGCGGGUCACAAAUCCUCAGAAUACACUUUAAGCAGUUAGUACCCAAUAUAAUCAUCCCAUUUUAAGAUGGAAAUUAUACAAUAUAUUCUCUGUCAAUCAAAUUGCAACUUUUGAAUGUUGAACGUUACUUCCAAUUAAAUGUAUCAGAAAUUAGAAUCAAGGUGACAGGUUGUACAAAAAUUUCAGCAUUUUCAACAGUACAGAUAAUUUCUCCACACCUACAAACUAUCAUUUCUCCAGCAGUGUUUGAAAAGUUUCGGGGGUGAUUUAUGAGCACACACUUACUGAUUGUUAUUUAAAAAGCUCAUCAUCUCUCUAUUUGAGUCGCAAUAAACCAUGACAUUCUACACAGCACAGCAAGCCCAGCCCCUUGAGCCUUAAAGUGAAACUGACGGUUACAGUGCCAGCUCUCUAACUACCUGUCUGCGAUACCGUUUGCACUACUGUAUUUGCCUUCUCAGGUUUCAGGAGUGAUCCUGUUGUUGUUUUUCUCCACAACGCAGAGUCAGCUUGGAUGGAUGGACACACAGUACAGCUGUGACACGAGAAAGACUUGACUGUGUUGCACUGCAGCGACAAAGAAAGACUUAAGUGUGUGAAGAAUGAACAGCAGCCACCAGGAAACAUCAGCAGACAUACAGGAGACAGAGUUUGGGAGUCCUGCCCUGUCCAAACAGAGGAGGAUCAUCCACUUCUCCAAUGGAGAAACUCUGGAGGAGGAAGACAGUGAGGAGGAGGAGCAGGUCUCAAACAGACCUCCCUUCUUGGAACCUGCAGAGAAGGCUAGGCUGUCAUUCAAGAAUGUGGCCAUUCUAGUUGGGAGGAUUUCACUGCUAACUUGUGAUUUCCUUGGAGAGAGACUGGCUGGUGCACUAGGAUUGACUGCAGCCAAAUACCAGUAUGCUAUUGAUCAGCAUCAUCGAAAUCAGAAGAGAAAAAGCAGCAAAGCCACAGACAACCUGAUGGAAGAACAGGCAGAGACGAUCCAACUCUCUCCUGGACCGGAUGGGAGUCAUUAUGGAGCUACAGGAGAUACGAAAUGCCUUGCAGAUUCCCAGGAGAGCUGCGAUAAGAAACAUAUGGACACAAGCAGAGGAUGUCAAAACAGAGCCUAUCAGGCAGAUGAGGUUACAGAGGUGUAUAAGAACGGUGAGGAUGAGAACCCAAUCCUAAACCUGGGAUCAGAUGCCAACUUGUUUGAAGGAGACAUUUUUGUUCCACAAGGAAAGAAUGCCAUGAUUGACAAAAGAUACAGAUGGAAAUUUCCAAUUCCUUACAUUCUGGGUGAUGAUUUGGAUUUGAAUGCCAAGGGCUGCGUCCACCAGGCUUUUGAAAUGUAUCGGCUGAAGUCUUGUGUUGACUUCAAGCCUUAUGAGGGAGAGAAGACAUUCAUCAAGUUUGAAAAGAGAGGAGGAUGUUUCUCCAGCGUUGGUGACCAGCAGAUUGGCCAGAUUCUGUCUUUGGGCACAGGCUGUGACCACAAGGCAGUGAUUGAACAUGAGCUACUCCACGCUCUGGGGUUUUAUCAUGAACAGUCCCGAACAGACAGGGAUGACUAUGUUGACAUCUGGCUGGAUUACGUUAUACCAGGACUUGAACACAACUUCAACAAAUACAACGAUGACUACAUCACUGAUCAAAACACGGCAUACGACUACGAGUCUGUGAUGCAUUACAGGCCCUUCUCCUUCAAUAAGAAUGACUCCACCCCCACUAUCACCACCAAGAUUCCAGAGUUCUACAACAUCAUUGGUCAGUACCUCGACUUCAGUGAGAUGGAUACCCUAAGGCUGAACCGGAUGUAUAACUGCUCUGGUCCUCUAACCCUGCUAGACCAGUGUGCCUUUGAGUAUGCCAGCAUCUGCGGGAUGAUCCAGGCCUCCACUGAUGGUGCCGACUGGGUCCAUACCAAGAGCAGUGUGGGUGCUGAGGAUCACACACUUCUGGGAAAAUGCAGAGAUGCUGGCUACUUCAUGCACUUUAGCACCAUGACUGGGAAGCCUCAGGAGUCUGCACUCCUGGAAUCCCGAACCCUCUAUCCCAAGAGGAAGCUUCAGUGUCUGCAGUUCUUCUACAAGAUGACAGGAAGCUCCAAGGACAGGCUGGUGAUCUGGGUUAAGAUGGAUGAUGGCACAGGCACCAUUCGUAGAAUGAAGAAAAUACACACCUUUUAUGCUGAUUCUGACCACACAUGGAAGAUCGCCCAUGUCCCAAUGGAAGUAGGAGUAAAAUUCCGUUAUGCUUUCCAAGCUGUGCGCGGUGAUCCCUCUGCAUCUGCUGGUGGCAUCUUCAUCGACGACAUCAGCCUAACUGAGACACGCUGCCCCAACAGCGUGUGGAGGAUCCAGAACUUCUCCAAGAUCAUGGAAACGGCUGACCACGACACAUUCAUUGACAGCCCUCGUUUCUACAGCCCUGAAGGCUACGGUUACGGUGUCCGUAUCUGGCCACUGUCGACUUACGCUGAUUACACUGGGAACUACACAGGGCUGUAUUUCUUCCUGGCCAGCGGGGCAAAUGAUGCGGUGAUGCAGUGGCCAGCAGUAAACAGACAGGCCACCUUGGUUGUGAUGGACCAAGACCCAGACAUUAAGCUGAGGAUGUCCACCGCUCGCAGCCUCACAACUGAUAUGAGGAAGACCCCAGAUGGAAAGUUCUUUUGGGACAAUCCCGCCAAAGUGGGGACACAUGACCCUUCCUGUGAUUGCUACAAAAGUGAGUCAUGGGGCUGGCGGAAUUUUGUCAAGCACUUUGACCUCAGGCGGCGCAAUUAUCUCAAGAAUGAUGACCUCAUCAUCUUCAUCGACUUUGAGGAUAUAACAUCACUAAUCAACACAGAAGUGCCCAUUAAACCAAAGGAAUGAGGUCACACAAGAUUUCAUAUCAUGAUUAACUGCAGAAUAAUCAGAUGCAACAUAUGCAGCUGAGAUGAGAAGAACUACCAGUGGAGAUGAAGAAAGGAUGCCAUGACACAUUAUCAGAAUCAUUUAAAGAACUUAAACUUUAAAAAUUUAAAAUUAUAUUUAAUAUCUAAAUAUAAAAAAGUUGAAAUACUGUAUAUGCAUGCUUUUGGAGAGUGUCAUCAUUUUUGAACAGCAACUUUUUUUCUCACUGAACCACUGUCUCAAUAAAAGUUAUUAAAUUCUGCCAUUAAAGAAGAA
This is a messenger RNA of Epinephelus fuscoguttatus (brown-marbled grouper), 3513 nucleotides long. It is a transcript of the gene mep1a.1, whose product is annotated as meprin A, alpha (PABA peptide hydrolase), tandem duplicate 1. Gene Ontology annotation, biological process: proteolysis. Gene Ontology annotation, cellular component: membrane. The transcript is spliced from 17 exons. Gene Ontology annotation, molecular function: protein binding; zinc ion binding; metalloendopeptidase activity. The record is from RefSeq and is a predicted model, not a curated record. NCBI's taxonomy places the organism in Eukaryota, Metazoa, Chordata, Actinopteri, Perciformes, Serranidae. The coding region runs from base 955 to 3216 and encodes 753 amino acids.